AUGGCUUCAGCAACGAGCUUCUUCGAAUUUACACCAAAAGACAAGCGCGCGCAGGAGUACCCUUUGUCGCAGCACAAAGGCAAGGUCAUCCUCGCUGUCAACACCGCCUCAAAAUGCGGCUUCACACCUCAAUUCAAAGGUCUCGAAGAGCUCUGGAAGAAGGUGUCGCAGAAAUACCCUGACCAAUUCGUGAUCCUCGGGUUUCCCUGCAAUCAAUUUGGAAACCAAGAUCCUGGUUCAGACGACCAGAUUCAGGAGUUUUGUCAACUCAACUACGGUGUGACCUUUCCAGUCUUGGGAAAGACGGACGUCAAUGGAAACAAGGCAGAACCGGUGUGGGAGUGGAUGAAGGCUCAGAAGCCGGGCCUGUUGGGAUUGAAGCGCAUCAAGUGGAAUUUCGAGAAGUUCUUGAUCGACCGGGACGGCAAGGUUGUGCAGAGAUGGGGGAGUAUCACCAAGCCCGAGUCGUUGGAGAAGGACAUUCUCGCUCUCCUUGAGAAGAAGUCGGGCUAG
This is a messenger RNA of Cladophialophora yegresii CBS 114405, 513 nucleotides long. Its product is annotated as glutathione peroxidase 2. Gene Ontology annotation, biological process: response to oxidative stress. Gene Ontology annotation, molecular function: glutathione peroxidase activity. NCBI's taxonomy places the organism in Eukaryota, Fungi, Ascomycota, Eurotiomycetes, Chaetothyriales, Herpotrichiellaceae. The transcript has a single exon. The record is from RefSeq and is a predicted model, not a curated record. Bases 1 to 513 code for a protein of 170 amino acids.